CGAGGAGUGGGCCCCGCUCGCGGCCAUUGGUUGUGCGGGCCCAGAGGGGCGGAGGGAUUGCGCGCGGGUCGGGGAGAGCCCACAGACCCGGGCCCAUUCCCGCUGCGCCCGCUGCUCGUGCGCUCUGGCCAGCGCCGCACCCCUGAGCCCAGCGUUCCCGGGGACCCGCGCGCAACGCGGAGGCAGGGUCGCCACCCCACCCAGAGCGCCGGAGCCCGGCCGAGGUGAUCACACGUCCAGACCUGCAGAGUCAUCUGCCCCUUCCUGGGGACUGGCCACUGGCACACUGACGACCUUUGCUCCCUACCACGUUUUUUACCUGUCUUCGGGUGGCUUCAAUUCCGGAGAAGUUUUUCCUGGCGCUGAGCACGCGUUCCCCAGCAGUGUUUUUCCGAGUUCUCCGAAAACCCAUCUCGAUGGACACUUUAUCCCCUGCUGCUGAUUUUGUUUAAAAACCAAGAAUUCUAUUGUGCUGAUUUAUCAGCCUGCAAUUUCUACUGAUGCUAUGAUGAAAACACAAUGCCACUGUCUCCCUUUUUAACCCCUCUGUGAAACUUUGACUGCUAAAAGAUUUGCUCAUCUUUCACCUUCUAUAAAGAUGUCUGAGCCCGACUCCUCAUCUGGAUUUGCAGGAAGUGUGGAGAAUGGAACUUUCCUUGAGCUAUAUCCUACGUCAUUGUCCACGUCAGUGGACCCAUCCUCUGGCCAUCUAUCGAAUGUCUACAUCUAUGUGUCCAUAUUUCUCAGCCUCUUAGCCUUUCUGCUUCUGCUUUUAAUCAUUGCCCUCCAGAGGCUCAAAAAUAUCAUCUCCUCCAGUUCUUCCUACCCAGAGUAUCCAAGUGACGCUGGAAGUUCCUUCACCAACUUAGAAGUCUGUAGCAUUUCCUCUCAAAGGUCCACUCUUUCCAACCUUUCAUCCUGAAAACAAAAUGGAAAAAUUCUUAAUUAAAGCAACAGUAGAUUAGGUUUUUCCCUCAUGGGGAGUGUUGCCUCAUGGAAGGCAUGACCCUUUCGGUUUCAACCUGUUUUCAUCCUCCAUCUUUGAUUCCUUUGCUGUUCCUGAUGCUUUCAUUUAUGAAUGGGGAAGUUGAUCCUGACAGAAAUGAGCACUGACUUUGAGGUGUGGAAUUUCACAUUCACCUUUUGACAGAACUGGAGUUGGCUUCUUCGAGGUGGAGCAGCAUUGGUUGAAUGCCAUGAACUCAAAUAAGAAAGCCUCACAGUGAAUGCUGGGUAUGGACUCUUUUCCUUCAUUUCCCCGAGACCAAAUGAGCCCACAGAAACUGGAAAAAUUAACUCUGAAGGAUGUAGGAGAUAUUUUCCUAUUAAUGAGAUAAAGUGGAGAUAUCAAAUUUUAAAAAGGAGUCAAUUUGGAUCAAAUGCAUAAUAUUUCUAAAACUGGAGAUAAAAAUAUGCUAAAUUUUUUUCAUUUCACUUUAACAAAUGAAAAUUACAUUUAUUCAUGGAUAUAAGUCAUUUAGAAAAGUAUUGGAAGAGUUUAUAACUUUUAAUAGCAAGAAGUGCAUGUGUCAUGAUGCAGUUUAUAAUGUAUUUCUGCUUCUUGAAGUUUUUCUUCUACUUAUAUUGUAGCCGUAAUGAUCCUCAGUUGCGGAAUUCUUGUGAUAAUUGCUAUUCCUAUUGCUAAGAGAAGCACCAGGAGAGACACUAAGAAGUUUUUAUUUUAGAUUUAUAAUUUCCAUUGUUGAGAAUUAAGAAUAGGAAAAUAUUCAUCUAGUUGUACUUUAUACAGUAAUGACUCCAAGUAGUUGUGUAUGUUCCUUUAUUCGGUGUUAUAGUUUUUAUAAUUUCAGUGCAUAAUUAUAUUAAGGCCCCAAAAUGUCAGAGCUUAAUGUUCAUUCACAUGAGGUUGCAAUACUUAGAGACUAAAUUGCUAACAUACAUGCCAUUAUAUACUCCAUGAACGUUCCAUGUCUCUGGUAAGUAGUUGUUGCCUGUUAAUAUAGUACUCUGCAUUUGGACUUCAGGAUGUGAGAUUAUAUUAAAGUUGUAGCAUCCCCAGUUGUGCAGCUGCUGGGAGCUUUAGUAAUCCUGGGAGCUGCCAUACUGUGAUUGUCAGGUACACUUGAACUUGGAGAAGGGAGAGGUGUCAUGAAAUUAAAUAUGCACAUGAACACAGGCAAGGAGUGUGAAGGAAAUGAAGCUGCCACUAAAAACAAAACAAAGUAAACAAACUACAGCUUCUCAAGAAUAAGAAUUUUAAUUUAAUUUUAAAAAUAAAUGGCCCACAGUAUAAAUACCUAACAGUGUGUGGCCAUUGUACCAACAUGCCACAGUCUUCCCGUGGCUACCAAAUCAUUCCCUGCUUAAAGUACAACAUAAACUUAAGUGGUGGAGCGUCCACACUUCUUUUGGUUGUAGAAUCAACACUCUGAAUGGACAAGAAUGGAGAAACAACCCACCAUUUUGCAGUCUAUCUUUGUCAUUUUAGAAAGCAAUGUCAUUCCAGAUGAGGCCUGGAAAUGUGGAUCAGAAGUCCUGUUUUUAAAUCCAUAACCCUCACUUAAAUCAUACCACAUUUAACUCUUUAUAUAUCAAAAAAUCUCCAAACAUCGUAAGAUCAGGACAAACUUGCUGCCCUAAAAUUUAUGAGUGAAAAAUUUCUCUCUGCUGCCAUUUAAAGCAUAACAGUGGGUUUGUUGUUACUGUGUAGCAUAAAAUUUGCACUAGAGAGACUGCUGUUUUAGAUCAUUAUUAGCAUUCUCUAAGUAUACAUAUGUAUGUACAUGUAUAAAGAUAUUUUUAUGUAUAUGUUCACAUGUUCCAGUUAAAAGUUGUGUGAAAGCUAUACAAGAUUAGAGACAUCUAUAGUACCACUUUUGCUCUUUGAUUAUUCUUGUGCUAUUUUGGUUAUUGAGAAGGAAAAAGCAUGGGUAAAGUGAUUUUUAAAAAACAAAAGGACAAAUGCCCCACAAUCUGAUUAUGAUUUACCCUAAGGUGUAACUUUAUAUCCUUUCCUUCUGGAAGAAAUACAAAGACUUUUGAUAGCAAAACUACUUAAAAAAUCAAAUCUGAUCAAUUCUACAAGUACUCCCCACCUCCCCUGCCACAAAGAUUCUUGCUCACAACAUUAAAUGGAAUAAUUAGGAGCAACAUUCAAAGAUGGAAAACAGGAUUUGUCAUUACAAGAUUGUCAACAUAACAGAUUGUACAACUUGAGAUGAAUUUGUAUUGUGUAAAAAAGGUCCAAAAGGCUGGAAGAUGAAUUUAUAAAUAAAGAAGGAAAGUCCACUGAA
Heterocephalus glaber (naked mole-rat) is the source of this 3254-nucleotide messenger RNA. It is a transcript of the gene Sertm1, whose product is annotated as serine rich and transmembrane domain containing 1. NCBI's taxonomy places the organism in Eukaryota, Metazoa, Chordata, Mammalia, Rodentia, Bathyergidae. The record is from RefSeq and is a predicted model, not a curated record. Gene Ontology annotation, cellular component: intracellular membrane-bounded organelle.